Molecule: messenger RNA, 1946 nt
Organism: Galleria mellonella (greater wax moth)
Lineage: Eukaryota; Metazoa; Arthropoda; Insecta; Lepidoptera; Pyralidae
Exons: 2
Coding region: 838-1944 (368 amino acids)
Source: RefSeq, a predicted model, not a curated record
UUUAUACGAAGAUCUUGAUCUCUCAAAUUAGCAUCCAUUUUACUUCCAGUGAUUAUCAACUAAAUUAAUAAUCCACAAAGUAUUAAAUAACGUUUUUAUGAAAUAUUUAGCACAAAAACAAUACCCUUUAAAUAUCGAUCGUCAGUAACUGUGGCUGACUUACCUAUAUUCUAGCAAGCAGGACUGCCAGAUGUGAAGGGGAAAUCCCCAAUAAAUUGUUGCAUGUGACUGAUGAUGUGAGCAUGUUCGUUUCAUAAUAAAAAUGUUGCCAGGUAACCAAAAAGUCGUAUGUUUUUGUGCGAAUUACGAUCAUAAUCUUUACGAUCGUACAUUAAAAAAUAGACAAAUAAUAGUAUGAGUACGAUUUAAAUCGUAUAUCUGUCAACCCUGCUAGCAAGACAGCGACAAAAUCACGUUGCAUAACAAUGUAGCCCAAGCUUAUAUCUUAUGAAAUAUACGGAAGAGAUACGGACUUAGAAAAAACAGAAAUGUUGUUCUUUGUGGAAGUCAUUGAUGAAAUUCUAUGUAUUUUAGCCCGCAAACUUUCUUCAAACAAAAACAGCGCCAUCUAGUAUCGAGUUCUGUAAUUAUCUCUUUGUUUAUGGAUUUGAAGUAAGACCGCCACGCAUGCAAUACAUUAUGACUGGGGAUUCCCCUAUUCGUCGACGCUGAAUAUGAGGCGACGACAAUCACUGUCAAACGUGUUCACUAUUACUCUGACUCUGGUAACGUGACUUCCUGGUAACGUGUUAGGUAGGAAAAGCAGUAAAAAAGUGCAUAUUAAGGGAGCAGAUUUGAAAUAAUAUUUAUACUUAACAAGAAAUAAUUAAAGGUUCAAUGGGGAGACCUAAAGAUUUACGCAUAUGGGAGCACUACCGUACUUUACCAAACAAGUCUGUUUCUUGCAAGCUUUGUAAUAAGGUCUACAAAUUCAGUAAUGCUGCCAAAAUGCUUCAAUAUCUUAUCACUUGUCCAAAAUCUCCAGAAACAUUAAAAGACUCUAUGAAACUUAUAAAAGAUAGCUCGUCCAAAACCAAAAUGUCUGGACUGUCAGAGAUAGAGACAAAUGAUUCUUUUAUAAGCCCCUCGUCGUCUGCUAACACUACAAUAAAUGCUGAGUUUCAAGACACCGAUGAUCAUAUAAAAACAGAAUUAGCGAGAGCUAUAUUUGUAACAGGGACGCCAUUAUCGAUGGUGCAACAUCCUUUAUGGAUACAAUUUUUCGAAAAAUUGCAACCAAAAUUUAAAAUACCUUCACGUAAAGCUUUAGCGACAAAAUACUUAGAUAAAAUAUAUAGAGAAAUGCGUUUUGAGUUAAAUGAGGAACUAAAUGCUUGUAGUUACUUACACCUUCAGUGCGAUGGCUGGUCUAAUUUAAGAAAUGAAGGAAUAAUAAACUUUCUUAUAUCAAAACCUCAACCUGCAUACGUUAAAAGUUUGAAUACAGAAAGUAAUCCUCACACUAGUGAAUACCUUAGCCAAGAAGUUGAAAAAGUAAUGAAAGUGUAUGGAGCAAAUAAGUUUCUUGUACUUAUUGGCGAUAACGCUAGAAAUAUACAAAAGGCAUUCGAAUUAACAAAACUCAAAUAUCCACAUGUUGUUCCUCUCGGUUGCUGUGCACAUAUCCUUAACUUGUUGUGCCAAGAUAUUGUAAAGAUACAAGAAGUAACUGUGUUUAUUAUGCAAGCCAUAAAUAUAAUAAAAACUGUUAAAAGGAGUCAACGAUUAAGUUCCUUGUUGAUAAAAUCAAGGCAGGGUGAAGAUUCUACACAAACACUAAAAUUGCCUUGUGCUACAAGAUGGGGAAGUCAUGUUACUUCGUUAAAAAGUUUGAAAGCAAAUAAGAUAGCUUUGCAAAUAUUAACAGUUAGAGAAGAUGUGGUAAUUUCAAGAGAUAUUAAAGAUUUAAUUCUAAGUGAUGAUUUCUGGACGAAGACAGGGUAAUG